AUUUCUCCCAAGGUUCACUCCAAAUCAUCAACUUAGCUCUCUAUCCAUCUACAUGAAAGUAGGCGCCAAGAAUAUUACCGAAGAAACCGACGCGUACAAGAUAAUCAAGCUCGGCAGUACAAAAUGAAUAGCGUAUCUUCGAUAGACGACGACGUUGGCUCGCUCACGUCGACAGAAUUAGCCACGCCAAUUGUCACACCUCGAACAUCAAGAGCAAACAGCAUCAGCCAGUCUAGUUCUGCAAACCUUCCAGCUGGCCCAUUGAAUCUUACAAUGUUGAGUACUACUUCAUGGAGACAGCCCUACCCCUCUGUUGGGCAGUUUGCCAUGACAGAAUCAGAAGAGGUCGUUGCCACCGGCCCCAAUGGUCUUUUCUACUUCUUGCGCAUACGAGACCAUGCCGCUACACCGUGGUCUGAGCCUCGCCCAUUUCCCAAUACGCAAGUGACGCUUAAUGAACUAACCGUUUCUGGCCUGGCUCUCUACUCAUCCCCGGACCGACCGUGGCUUCACCUAUUCUGCGUUUCAGGCGGUGUCCUUUAUAGUUUUCAACUCACCGACAAGAAGAAUCCUUCGUUUAUACCGGACACUUCGCCUCCUCUGGCAGGUUAUAGGGUUACGGGUAGCCCGACGAUUGUACAAAAUAGACGUCCGUACAGUAACGGUGAUUGUCAGAGCUUGUUCGUCCCAUGCCAGUCUGGUGGUCUGCUUCAUACACCCCUAACAUAUUUGAAAUCUCAUGAAAUUGAAUUUGGGGCUGUAAAUCAUCUCGGCACCGAGUUGGGUAUAAUUUCAACUAUCUCCGUCAUAAUGGUAGACGACGAUAUAGCCUCCUCCAAUUAUAAGACAAAUCUCGUGGCGAUUUGCAUUUCAGGAGGUCAACUUAACGUCAUCGAGGGUUCCUCCAGUUACGGAUCGUGGAAUGGCAAGACUUCUAGGAUCCUACAUCCGGGCGAGGUGACUGGAAACCCCGUGCUUAUUGCUGAUUCUAAUAAUGGUAGGACUACCCAGUUUGACCUGUUAGUGCCCUCGGCUGAGGGGGGCAUCUUUCACUUCAUCCGCACGGAAUCUGCACCCAACGAAUGGCACAUGAUCGGGCGCAUUGCAUUCCCUCAGGACAUCCCACCAGCCACUUGUCUAUCCUUCCACUCACGGCAAUUUUCUCGUGGGAAACGCGAGCUGUAUGCUCUGAUCCAAAUUGGCGGUCGCCUUUACCACAUUAAAACAAGCGACAAUGGGCGUCCAUGGUCCGACGCCCGUCUAAAUCCGAUCGUGUACCCAGGUCCCUUCUUUGAAUGAAGGUAUUACUUUCGCUGCGUUCUGUAUCCCCAAUUGCCAUCAUGUAAUAUUGACAUGCGUCACAUCAUCCGUGCCACUUAGCUCCGCUGAUAAGAUUUCCUUUACGUGCAGUACAGAGGGCAUCAGAUAGCUAUCUAGGUUAGAUGGUUAAUAUUUAAUACGACUUCCUAAGGGUCAUGUAACAGGAAAUAGGAGAAAUGAGCUCCUUACCUAUAUACAAAUCGGUGCUCGAAAACUCUACGUUACUCCUUCCACAUGCUGGCAAUUGUAGAAUAUUGAAAGUUAAUGCUACAGGCAGGCAGUGCUUUCUACAUACCUACCUAGGUAAAUCCU
This is a messenger RNA of Annulohypoxylon maeteangense, 1632 nucleotides long. RefSeq lists its product as uncharacterized. The coding region runs from base 124 to 1299 and encodes 391 amino acids. The transcript has a single exon. The record is from RefSeq and is a predicted model, not a curated record. NCBI's taxonomy places the organism in Eukaryota, Fungi, Ascomycota, Sordariomycetes, Xylariales, Hypoxylaceae.